AUGUCUGUACCAGAAGCUAUAAAAAUACCCAAUUGGGAGGAUGACAUCCUGCCUCUCAUCCAGAAACCAUAUUGGGUCGCUAAAAACUCUGAAGCUGCUGGUAGAAAAUGGGUCCGCGAGAUGCUGUAUUGGGGCAACUGGGACCUUUCCAGCUACGAAGAUGUGAGGAAGCGAGCGCCAGGUAUUUACAAUCAUCUCCGCUCCAAGUCAAUGCCUAUCACACGCAAUCCCGAUCAUUAUUGGCCAGAAGAAACCCUCGAACUUUUUCGACUUUGGGCCAACAAUGGUUAUAUGCGAAAUAAACAGGACACUCAGUCAGUUCAAAGUCUUGAGCCUGCCAUCCCUGAGCCUCUGGAACCUCCAAUCUCAUACCGAGUGAGAAAAGAUAUUAUGAGCAUGUCCAGAGAGGAGCUUGUUGAGUAUCAGUCUAAGCUGGAUGACAUCCUUCAUAUUCAAGAGGUUUAUCUUGAAGGGAAAAAGACCAAAUGGCAGGAACUUGGAUUACUUCAUGCAUAUUGGUGUCUGCACUACCAAGAAGCGACGUUUCUUUGGCAUCGAGCAUACUUGAGAUACGUUGAAGAACUGAUCGAUUUUCCCAUCCCUUACUGGAAUGGUUAUGCUGAGGAGGCAUCGGUAUCAUCAUCAAAAUUUGCUGGCAUUCCUCCAAUGUUCUUCGAAGAGACCUAUCAACACCCUCAACUGGGUGAAAGAAAGAAUCCUCUUCUUUAUGCCAAAGCUCUGAAUGGAAAAUCCAAGAAUGGGACCAGCGAUACAGUUACCAGGAACGAAGUUUUAACUGAGGGACCUUCCAAUCAUGGAUGGGAAGCAAAAAUCAAGUGGUUCAAGAUGUAUCAUAUCCAGAUAGCGCAUGCUCUGGAGCAAGCAACAUACACGACAUCGGAGUCAGCACAGCAUUUUGGCAUUCCGUGGGCUAAUAUUGUGGAUUUUAUCGAUAAUCAACCCGACACGGCCUACCCAUUCCGAUGUGACUUUGACGGCCUAUUUGAGCAAGUUCAUGACAAUUUCCAUGGCUGGGUUGGUUAUGAUAUGGCGGACAACACCUACACGGCCUUUGACCCAAUCUUUCUCUCCUACCACGCGAACAUGGAUCGACUAGCUGGCAUCUUUAUGGAUUCCAAUCCAGAGAACCAGUUCACCUCUAGGUUUCCACUGCAGCCUUUUAUGGAUCAAGGCACCAAGGUCAGCUAUGAUGAUCCCCGACGAUGGAUGUACACUACCAUCGGUGACAUGGCCAAAGAUACUCGGGCACUUGGCUACAUGUAUGGCGAGCCCGCUAGCCCUGAUUAUUCUACACCCAAGACCGCUGAGGAGAAGGGACUCUAUAAACCUAGGGCAAGUGGCGGUAAAGCAAUCGCUCUUCCUUUGGGUUUACCGGAACAGGGUAGUGUCAAGGACGGGCCUAGCGCCCGUGCACUUGCUAAGUCACCAAAGCGACAGCUGGUCCCUUACGUUGUUUUCACUGAUGUGGGAUGUACCAUUUCAAGUUAUCGGAUCGAUGUAUACACUGGAAGCGCAAGUUCGACAGAGCCUGAUGUCGCUGGAAAUCCGGAUUUUAUCGGGCAAGUUACGAGACUUGGUAUGGGGCGAGGAACGGAAGGCCAUGGACCGCCAAACACGGGUCGAUGCCGCAAACCAGUCGCGACCAGAGUUCUUCCAGCAGAGAAGUUCAAGCAUCGGCUUGAUAGUGAUAGUGGGGUGAAGAUUGUUGUGACUGACCUGGAGACUGGGAAUGUGGUUGAUGAGAAGGAAUACAGUCUCAUGUCAGGAUUCAUUCCCAAGCUGGUAUGGCUUCCCGGUAAGGAAGAAGAGUGA
This is a messenger RNA of Fusarium graminearum PH-1, 1833 nucleotides long. RefSeq lists its product as uncharacterized. Gene Ontology annotation, molecular function: oxidoreductase activity. The transcript is spliced from 3 exons. Lineage: Eukaryota; Fungi; Ascomycota; Sordariomycetes; Hypocreales; Nectriaceae. The record is from RefSeq and is a predicted model, not a curated record. Bases 1 to 1833 code for a protein of 610 amino acids.